AUUCAAAAUAAAAAAUAAAUGCGUAUUAAAUUUAUAUCUGAACUUCUGAUGACAACCUCUUGGCAAUACAUCCAGACUUAAAAAUAUAUUCAUUUUACUUUGGACUUGAAAUAAAAUUAGGAUAAAUUUUAUAUCAAACAAACAUUAGAUGAAAGGCACAAUACAAAAAAUGGUGCAAGGUGUAGCAUCAGUUUAAAAAUGCCAAUUCAUAUCCACACAUUUUAACUUCUUCUCCACACUUGGAUCUAUACGUAAUGUUUUUAAAGCUUCUUAAUAUCCAAGAGUCUUUAUGCCAUUGUUGAAAUUAUUGCUUAGAUUCACUCUAUAUUUGAGUCAAUAAUAAUUUUGCUGUUAAAAUUAGGAAGUUUAACUUUAAUCACAUUAAGUUGAACAGAAGAUGCUUCAGUAUUCUAGAAGUGCACUCAUUAAAAAAGCAUUUAAAUUACAAAACAAUUUAUUUGAUUAAAUCUUUGUAUUACAGUUUUCUACAGGGAGUUGUUUCAGAAAUCCUCUCUAUGUAGACGUUCACUGUCUCCUCCUGUCCACAUGGAGGCAGCAGUGAGGUAUUUGCUGAACUCCGCACUAAAACGAAAUUCAAACCUCUGCCGAGAUAUUUUCCUUUUGUCCUCACAUCAGGUCUUUUAUCGUUUUCAUUAAUUUAAAAGCUUAAUGGCAUUCAUUUUUUGUGUCAAUUUAGCCACCGAAAUAGUUUCUCGUUGAAUGAAUCUUCUGAAUUCAAUCGGAGUCAACAUAAGCAGCAGUGUUUUCGGUUACUGAUGAGUACUGACCGUUUCAAAGUUCCGACAGACCGCAGGUUUAAAUCUUCGGGGAGCAGGAGCAGCCAACAUGGACACUCGAGACCCAGUAAAGUGUUGGCCGAAAGGAACCAGGCGGUGGUGGCGGUUGGAGCCUGGGUGGAAGUCGGACAGGAUUUCCUGGAGCACCCGGCUACCCUUGCUUUGCUAACUGAGGAGCGACAGGCACAAAAGAAAAGGGAGGAUGAAGACAACCUGAAGCGGUUUCAAGAUGAAGUGCGACGACGAGUCGCACAUCAAGCUCACGUGUGCAAGCGACAACAGCAACCUCACUCGCAUCCCCUGGUAAUACCCCGCAGAGGACCUCCACAUCAUCAGAUCCUGACCCAGCAGGUGUGCAAGGAAGAGGAGCAUAUCCACUCAGAACCUGCUACACAACAGAGCAGUUCUCCAGAGUUGAGUAAGCCGCUGAGGCAGGUCAGACUCAGACUGGCUGCCUGUCGGCUGACACAAGGGGAGGAAGUGCUGUCAAAUCUUCCAGGAGGCAGAUGGAGCAUCUCUCCAACCAGACAUCAGACUGCUAAUGCUUGUGUGUGGAGAACAGAGGAGGAACAAGAAACAAGAGAUGUUCCUCUCUUUAGUAGUCAACAUGAAUGUCCCCUUGUUCAGCAGAAGGUCAGCGGACACACCCUGUUGAAUCCGAAUAAUUCACUCUUUGAUCACGGUUCUAAUACGAGCCUAGAAGUCCCAAAGUUUCUCUGGCCAAUGACGGAUGAAGAAAAAGUGAAAAAGCAGCGUCAGUCUCAGUUCCUGAAGCACCGCCGCCUGGUCAUGAACACUGAACGGGAGCAGGUGAAGGAGAACCAACUGCUCAGGAAACACCUGAAGAGGACUGCAAGGAUCAAAGCAGAGAAAGAAAAGCUUCGUCAGGACGAGGAGAUGAAAUUAGAGAGAGCUCGGACGCUUGUAGAGGCCAGGCAGAGGCUGGAGGAGCGAGAACGGCAGGUUCUGGAGCAGCUAGCACUGGAGGAGGAGGAAGAGAAGGAGAGAGCUCUGCAGCUGCUGAGGAGGAAAAGGGAGGAGAAGGAGAAAAACAAUGACAAGUGGAAAGACUCUGCGAGGUUUGUCGAGGCUCUGAGAGCUCAGAUGAAGGAGCGUUUGUCUCAGAUGAAGCUGGAGCUUCCUACUCUCUGCUGCUGUGCCUCCUCUUUUUGGGAUUCCCACCCCGACACUUGCGCCAACAACUGCAUCUUCCACAACAACCCCAGAGGGGUCUACGGGUGAGAGGCGGGGUCACCCUAGACAGGUCGCCAGUCCAUUGCAGGACAACACAGAGUCAGACACGGCAAACAGCCAUGUAUGCACACACUCACACCUAAGAAGAACUUAGAGAGACCCAUCAACCUAAUAGUCAUGCUUUUGGGCUGUGGGAGGAAGCCGGAGUACCUGGAGAGAACCCACCACGCACAGGGAGAACAUGCAAACUCCAUGCAGAAAGACCAUUACCCUGGAAUCUGCUGUAAUUCAACAGUGCUACCAACUGCGCCACUGUGCAGCCCUGGUUUACAUGUAGUUUAAUUUAUCCCAAUUAAAAUCUCAUUAUUUCUUGUAAUAAAUGGUCCAAAUUGGAUUGCACAAGAAUUAAAGUACCAUGCUGUGGAUCUGAGCAUCAGACUGAGGAAGAAACUUGGCAGAAAAUGUUUGCCUUUGCUCCCAACUAAGUACGGCAAGUCAUUUACCAUAUAAUGGCCAAUUGAAACUGUCAUUUCCUCAGUUCAGUUCUUGUCAAAACUAACUAUUUUGCUCUCAGGAAAUGGUUCUUACUAUCCAAUCAUAUCUUUUCUCAUUCAUACAAUUUUGCUUUCAAAAUAGUAACUAUAGCCUAAUUUAACUUUUUUAUUUAUUACAAUUCUGUAUUGCUCAAACCAAAAGAGCAAUGAGUUUAUGGUAAGGGAGAGAUAUAACCAUUUUUCUUUGCUGCAACCAUGAAUAGAUUGUGUAAAAUUGUUUCAUUUAUUAAUUAAAGUGCAUAAGAAAUGUGAAAGAAAAGUGGGCAGACUAAAAAGAAAUUAUGCAAAGGUAACAGCUUGAAUGACCACUUUUUACAACCAAGGUGUGAGGAACGUUGAUACAGAUUCCUGAGUAACUUCUUUUGUUUCUUGAAGACUUAUCUCUCUAACAAAAUGCUUAUUCACUUCUGAUCAUGCUUACAAGUUUUAAAUAACAGUACGGUAAUCCAAAUGUGAGGACCAUUAAGGUGACGAGUCACUGACUUAAACCCUCCAUCCUGCUGGUUUGGGUCAUUUUUACAGAAUGGGGGUUAGUGAAAGUUAGUGAAAGCCUACAUUGAACCUUGAAUCAGAUGACUACACCGGGUGCCAUUUGUUUUAGCUAAGAACCAAAGAACUGUAGCUGCAAUUUACACCAUCUCUACCCUUAAGGUAAUACCAGAUUGCAGUAUCAAUUUCAGUUGCAACAUUUAGUUGCAAUUUGGCUUGAACAACCGGAACUCAUAGAUCCAUCUUUUCUUGCAUUACUGAUUCAGGCUGCUGGUGGUGAAAUGGUGUGGAGAAUACCUUUUAGUUCACUUUGUGCUACUUUAGCAUCUCUUGAAAGCUACAGAAUAUUUUUGCAGAUCUUUUUCACUUCCUUUUGAGCUCAGUUUACCCAUCUUCUGAUUGCAGGAUUAUGCACCAACAUGCAAAGCAUCUCAAGAUACUUUCUUUAUCAAGUCUAAUCUCCAAUUUAGUAGCUGUGGCCAUCUGCAAAUCUACUACUAACACAUCCAUAACCACCAAAAUCUCUAAAAAUGUUUGACACCUUGAGUGUGUGCCAAGAGGAACUAAGACAGAAUGGUGGACCACCAACAGACCUCAGCUCUUCAGCUGCUACUACUAAGAACAUUUAACCUUUUUUUUAGCUUUUCCUUUCACAAGAAUGAUAUAUUUACUAUUGCACACACAUCCACUACUGGUGUUUUCCUUCAAAGUAUUAUAAAACAUUUGCAGUUAUGUUUUUAAUUGAUGGAAAUUGUGGGUACUAUAUCAAAAUCUUAAUGUAAAAUGUUAUAGACAAUAUAUAAUCCAUCUUUUACUAAUCAUGCUUCCUUCUUUCUUUCU
This is a messenger RNA of Xiphophorus couchianus (Monterrey platyfish), 3874 nucleotides long. RefSeq names its product coiled-coil domain containing 15 (gene ccdc15). Bases 777 to 2039 code for a protein of 420 amino acids. Gene Ontology annotation, cellular component: centrosome. The record is from RefSeq and is a predicted model, not a curated record. The transcript has 10 exons. NCBI's taxonomy places the organism in Eukaryota, Metazoa, Chordata, Actinopteri, Cyprinodontiformes, Poeciliidae.